AUGCUUACUCGCUGUUUGCCGACACUUCAGAAGGUCACUGCUGCUGGCUUCCAUAAAAUGAAGUUCCGGACUUUUCCGCCAGCCAGAGUUGCCAUCACCGGAGCUCGAGGCUCCGUUGGAACUAAUUUGGCAUUCAGAAUCGCUAUGGGAGAUACGGUGUAA
This is a messenger RNA of Perkinsus marinus ATCC 50983, 162 nucleotides long. RefSeq lists its product as hypothetical. The transcript has a single exon. The coding region runs from base 1 to 162 and encodes 53 amino acids. Lineage: Eukaryota; Perkinsozoa; Perkinsida; Perkinsidae. The record is from RefSeq and is a predicted model, not a curated record.